UACGCAAAGUGUUUUGUUUACAAACAAAAACAAAACGAAAUAUUCAAAACAUUAAUUUCGAACCAUGUCCAUUGCUCAUAGUUUUUGAAAUUGUGAUGGUCUGUAAUUGUGAUCUAAUUAUUUAAAGGAAACAAAUGACAAUGUUGUGUAAACUUUUAUAAUUGUUUUAGAGACCCAAAUGUUUGAUUAUGGUUUAAAUGAACUGCAUGCCAUCAUAAUUUUAUAAACAAACACAAUUUGAGUUUCCUGUGCAACCUUGUAUUUGGCUGGCUGCAAGAAUGGAGCAAGCACGUUUGUUGAGGUGCUGCACCACGAAGUUUAUUAUUUGCGUGUUAAUUUUUUCCUUUUGUUCAUGUUUAACACCACAGUGCAGGGAUGAAAAGGGUGAAGCCGUUGACUGGUUCUAUGUCUACAAGUUGCCAAGAGAAAGGAAUCACCUGAACCCCCUUGUGAGAAAAGGAGUGGCAUACAUGCAUCUGACUCCAUCCAACUUGAGAGGAGGUUGGAUAAUGUCAGAUCUGGCGAUAAGUGAUCCUCUUUCUAUGGUUGGGAGGACAUUAGCACCAUUGUAUCAGGAUAAAAAUACAAUUUCUCUAGUGUACAAUGACCAGCCUCCAGCACCUGAACAUCAACCAGAUUUGUUGCAGUCUGUUGCUGAAAUGUACUCAAAAAGUAAAAAAGGUCAAAUGAAACAGGCAAGCAUGAAAAGAUACAAGAAGUUCAAGCUUGGUGAUAAGUACUACGAUGACUACGAUCUGGCAGAAAUGUGUAAGAUGCACUCCAAGUCUAUGAAGACGAAGGCCGAGAGUGGGCACACGAAGGGUGUUAUACUGGGAGAGAAGUUUACCUCCUUGUGGCUAGUGCAUUCUGUACCGAGGUUUCCCCCAGUACCGGAUGUGAACGGUUUGAACGUGAGUUCAUACAACUACCCUGCAACUGGCACCAAGUACGGGCAAACGUUCCUUUGCGUCUCUGUACAGACGUCCACGUUGAACCAGAUCGCUACACAGCUGAAAUACAACGAGCCUAGGAUCGUAUACCAUAAUAUACCGCAGGAGUUCAACGGUGAACUGCCGAAUUUGGUGGAUGUAGUGAAGAAUAAAACGAUAGAUGCAGCGCCUUGGUACCACAUAGGAAGUUUCGAAUCCUUGGUCGGUCGCAAGUUCCUCUCGUUUGCCAAAAGCGCUAUGUUUAACGACGAUUUGUACAGUGGACUGGUGGCGGAAGUUCUACAAUCAGAUUUACUCGUCGAAUCUUGGACCAACGGACCGGGGACUUUAGACUCUGAAUGUUCCAGAAACUUUCAAGUACGCAACAUAGAAAGGCUAAAAUUUCCAAUCGCCAAUAUGUCGUUUACAUCCCACCACGACCAUUCGAAGUGGACCGUCGCCGUAGCCAACACAACACGUCACAACAGCCAAGACACCAAGGUCGCAGACUACUGGGUCUGCGUUGGAGACAUCAAUAGAGCGUUGCCACAAGAAUCCCGUGGGGGAGGCACGGUGUGUACAUCUGGUCCGAUACUGUGGGGCAACUUUGCGCAUCUCAUAGAAUCCGUUCAGUCGUGGUACAUUUACAAACCGCCAAGUGACGUGGUGCCUUUCUUCGAACUGGGUCGAAACUUCACGUUCAUAACUCCUGACUCGCUUGGGAGAUGGGAGGUGUCCGAUAAGUAUAUCACUUCCAACUCGAUGCUGCAGCACACACUUGCUCCUAUAUUUAGGCCAACUUAUGUAGAUUAUCUAGCAGUAGCAAUAUACGACAAACGCGAUGGUAAACGAAGUUUCGCAGGUUCUGUAGCCCGCGGUGUUCUUAUGGCAGAUGAGGUGGGAGGAGUUUGGAUAUACCAUACUGUACCAGGAUUGGUCAAUAUGAGGAAAGAUCGUCCAUCAUUCCCCGAUGGAGAAAGCGCCAAUGGUCACGUUCUAAUGUGCUUGUCUUUGGAUUUGGAAGCUGUCAACGCAAUUGUUCAUAAUCUUAGGAAUAUCUACCCCAGGGUGACUUAUCUGAAAAUUCCGGAGAAGGUACAACAUUUGCUGCCUGAAUGGAAUCUUCUCGAAAAGCCUUUAACAGGAAAAAACUCAAAAUCUCUCAAAUUCGAGACACGUGGAAACGGUUUGCUUGUAGAGGUCCUCAUGCAGCGUCCGGGCGCCAAGCAAUCCGUCUAUAAAAGAUUUGCGAGCUCUAAGAACAUCGUUCUAGAUGUUUAUGGACAGACUGACAGCGAAUAUCUCACAUCAAUAUGUAGUAAGAAGUACAGUGUCCGCAAUAUCGAAAACAUAUCUCUUAAAGUUCCCGAAAGUGUAAUGUAUCUAAGGAACAAGAGAGAUCGUAUGUGGUUCGCAGUAAGCACGGCUGCACAUUGGCAAACCCAGGGUACUGGACCAAGGCAGUAUUGGACGUGUAUAAGCAACUUGGAUAAAGAGGACAAAAGAGGCAUAGGGGGUGAUUUAGUUUGCGUCGAGAAUUAUAGAGUUUGGCAUACGUUUGAUAAUUUAAAAGUUAGUGAACCUAAUUGUAUACAGUAAAAGUUGUGUGGCUUGUAUCGUUUCUUUUCUUUGGACGUUUUAUUAAAAA
Molecule: messenger RNA, 2577 nt
Organism: Maniola jurtina (meadow brown)
Lineage: Eukaryota; Metazoa; Arthropoda; Insecta; Lepidoptera; Nymphalidae
Gene: DNaseII
Exons: 13
Coding region: 279-2528 (749 amino acids)
Biological process (GO): apoptotic DNA fragmentation
Molecular function (GO): deoxyribonuclease II activity
Source: RefSeq, a predicted model, not a curated record